UCCCUCUUUACGCUCCUCUUCCGGUCCGGCGCGGGAAGGCGCCGGAAGUGGCCCCAUAGCGGCCGCGGCGGGGGGAGCUCGGCGGCGCCAUGGCGGAGGAAGUCCAAAAGCAUUCUGUGCACACACUUGUGUUCAGGUCUUUGAAGAGAACCCAUGACAUGUUUGUAGCUGAUAAUGCCAAGCCUAUCCCAUUGGAUGAAGAAAGUCACAAGGUGAAGAUGGCAGUCAAGCUGCGCACGGAGUACGGCUCAGUGCUGCACAUGCCCACGCUCAAAGAGAACCUGAGGGAGAAAGGAGGCCCCAACACCGGCGAUCCCUAUGGACACAAACAGUACUCUGGAAAUCAAGGGCAAGAAGUUGAGUAUAUGGUAACUGGUACUCACCCGUACCCAUCUGGGCCUGGUGUGGCUUUGACAGCAGAUACUAAGGUCCAGAGGAUGCCAAGUGAAUCUGCAGCACAGUCCUUAGCUGUAGCACUUCCUGCUUCCCAGUCCAGGCUGGAUGCAAACCGGACAGCUGCUGGUGUGGGUGACAUUUACAGGCAUGCUGGCAUAUCUGAGCGUUCCCAGCCUCCUGGGAUGUCUGUGGCUAUGGUGGAAGCUGGUGGAAACAAAAAUUCUGCAUUAAUGCCAAAGAAGGCUCCAACCAUGCCCAAACCUCAGUGGCAUCCACCUUGGAAACUGUACAGAGUUAUCAGUGGUCAUCUGGGCUGGGUGAGAUGUAUUGCAGUAGAACCAGGAAAUCAGUGGUUUGUUACUGGCUCUGCUGACAGAACCAUAAAGAUUUGGGACCUUGCUAGUGGCAAAUUGAAAUUGUCUUUGACGGGACACAUCAGUACUGUACGCGGGGUGAUAGUGAGUGCAAGAAGUCCAUACCUCUUUUCUUGUGGAGAAGACAAACAAGUGAAAUGCUGGGAUCUUGAAUACAAUAAGGUUAUCAGACAUUACCACGGUCAUCUAAGUGCUGUUUAUGGCUUAGACUUGCAUCCAACAAUAGAUGUGCUGGUGACAUGCAGCAGAGAUUCAACAGCACGAAUUUGGGAUGUAAGGACAAAAGCCAGUGUGCACACGCUGUCAGGACACACAAAUGCAGUAGCAACUGUGAAGUGCCAAGCUGCAGAACCACAAAUUAUUACAGGCAGUCAUGAUACUACCAUACGGCUCUGGGACUUGGUAGCAGGAAAAACUCGUGUUACUUUAACAAAUCACAAGAAAUCUGUAAGAGCAGUAGUGCUACAUCCAAGACAUUACACAUUUGCAUCUGGUUCUCCAGAUAAUAUUAAGCAGUGGAAAUUCCCAGAUGGAAACUUCAUUCAGAACCUCUCUGGUCACAAUGCUAUUAUAAACACACUGGCUGUAAAUUCUGAUGGUGUUCUGGUCUCAGGAGCUGAUAAUGGCACUAUGCACCUUUGGGACUGGAGAACUGGAUACAAUUUCCAGAGAGUACAUGCAGCUGUACAGCCGGGUUCUUUGGACAGUGAAUCAGGAAUAUUUGCUUGUGUUUUUGACCAGUCAGAAAGCAGAUUGCUAACAGCUGAAGCUGAUAAAACCAUAAAAGUAUACAAAGAAGAUGAUACUGCGACUGAAGAAACUCAUCCUGUCAGCUGGAAACCAGAAAUUAUCAAGAGAAAGCGAUUUUAGUGCGGCAACAUACUACUUCUGUAAUUUUGUUUUGGCUUUCCUGAGAGCAUUCGGUCAGAUUUUGUUCUGCCUAGAACAGCAGAGCAAGAAGUCAGCUAAGUCAUUGCUAUUUCAACAUAUUGUAUAAUAAAUUUUAUUUCUCUUUCCGUCUGUCUUUUUUUUUUGUUGUGAUUCCAGCAAACCAGUUGAAUCUUAACUUUGUGAAGCAUGUAUGGUUCAUGAAAAAGAUAGGUGUGCAGGUCAUUAUUUUCUUAGACUUACAUUCAAUAGAUUUUUAUAAAAAUAUUUUGAUGAGCUAGGUUGUCUGAAACACCCUUGCUUGACCUCAAAAGUUAAUCACAAAUUUAUGCAUAGAAGUCAUCUUCUGGAAGUUUCUUAGGGACACUUUCAGAUUUUAGACCAAUAUUGUUUAUUGUACAUAGGCUAAGUACUAAAUUAGAGUUACUGAGUAAUUUGCAAACAAGCAGGACAGCACAAUAAUAAGGUAGUUUGCUUUAUAAACAUGGCCACUGAACAUUGCUGGUGCUGUGUUAUUGAAUGAAAUGGAUCUUCAGAGUGUAUCUUUCCCCAGGAAAGUGUUUGAAUGGAAGCACUCAUCUUCACUUAGUUACUUCAGAGUGGGCCUUCUAUAGCAAGGACUGCUGUUGAAUCACUUUGUUUGCAGCACCAGUUGACUUUCUUUGUAGAUGAACUGUUUGCUUUUGCCAGUUAUCUAAAGCGUAUAUGGCAGUAGAAUGCAGUGAGUUUUUAAAACUCAGCUACAGGAAAAGUUCUUAAGUCAUUUAAGCCUUAUUUUACAGGUUGCUGUCUUCCCAUGACCUUAGGAAGGAAUUUAAAAUAAACUUACUGAAAGGUAGUUUGUACGUCUGGAGGGACAAAUCUUUCAUUGGCUCUGCAAAUAGUCACGUAACUAGCAGUAAACAUUAAAACCUCCUUGCUACUGCUUAUCUGUGAUGUCUGUGCUGCUCUAAAGUACUUUCUCUUCACAGGGCAGUGGAGAAAAUCAUUGUCAUCUGGCCAUUCUGUCAUUGGCAAAUUCACUAGUGGUGUUAAUAGCUGCAUUGGCAGGUUUUACACAGGGUAGAUGCUGAGAAUUGGUCUGUGGCCUCAUUGAUAUCAAGCGUUGAUAUCAAGCAGUUCACAAUAAUUAUUUCUAUUCUCUAGCAGUUUGACUUCUUUCAAAUCUAGGAUUUGUGUUAGAGAAGUGAGUUAAUUUCAAUGUAAUUUACAAAAAGCUAGUGAAAUGAUGUGUUGUUUAUAUUA
This is a messenger RNA of Passer montanus (Eurasian tree sparrow), 2903 nucleotides long. It is a transcript of the gene PLRG1, whose product is annotated as pleiotropic regulator 1. Gene Ontology annotation, biological process: mRNA splicing, via spliceosome. The record is from RefSeq and is a predicted model, not a curated record. Bases 90 to 1640 code for a protein of 516 amino acids. Gene Ontology annotation, cellular component: catalytic step 2 spliceosome; precatalytic spliceosome; Prp19 complex. The transcript is spliced from 15 exons. NCBI's taxonomy places the organism in Eukaryota, Metazoa, Chordata, Aves, Passeriformes, Passeridae. Gene Ontology annotation, molecular function: protein binding.